Molecule: messenger RNA, 822 nt
Organism: Nylanderia fulva
Lineage: Eukaryota; Metazoa; Arthropoda; Insecta; Hymenoptera; Formicidae
Gene: veli
Product: L27 and PDZ_signaling domain-containing protein veli
Molecular function (GO): protein binding
Source: RefSeq, a predicted model, not a curated record
UUUAUUUGAGACAUUGAAUGGUGAAAACAAACAUUGAUCCAGUCCGACCAUUCUGGAGCAAAAGAGUAUUCAAGGCUACUUGAAUGUAAUUUUAUAAUUGCAAAUAAAUACAUUGUGUUUAAAGAUUUUCGCUCGAUACGUAUGCACGUAUCGAGAUAUAAUUGAGAAAAAAAUUACAUUGAUUAUCGUGUAAUAAACAAAAAAAUAUGGCAACUAUGGGCGAGCCUCUUACUUUAGCAAGAGACGUCAAAAGAUCUAUAGAAUUGUUAGAUAAAUUACAGAAAGGAGGUGAAGUUCCUACGACAAAAUUGGCAGCAUUACAAAAAGUGUUACAAAGUGAUUUUCUUAGUGCAGUGCGAGAAGUAUACGAGCAUGUAUAUGAAACUGUCGAUAUUCAGGGUUCACAAGAUGUACGUGCAUCUGCAACAGCAAAAGCAACCGUUGCUGCUUUCGCAGCCAGUGAGGGUCAUGCUCAUCCACGUGUAGUUGAAUUGCCAAAAACGGAAGAAGGACUUGGGUUUAAUGUAAUGGGAGGUAAAGAACAGAAUUCGCCGAUAUAUAUAUCUCGCAUUAUUCCUGGUGGUGUUGCUGAUAGACAUGGUGGUUUAAAACGCGGAGAUCAACUUUUAUCUGUUAACGGAGUGUGUGUCGAAGGAGAAAAUCAUGAAAAAGCAGUAGAAUUAUUAAAGCAGGCACAAAAUUCUGUAAAAUUGGUAGUGCGGUAUACUCCACGUGUCUUAGAAGAAAUGGAGUUACGUUUCGAUAAACAGAGAGCUGCUCGUAGACGUCAACACAUGCAAUAAAUAUAUUAAAAAAUUGCAA